This is a messenger RNA of Psammomys obesus (fat sand rat), 3013 nucleotides long. RefSeq names its product testis expressed 10 (gene Tex10). NCBI's taxonomy places the organism in Eukaryota, Metazoa, Chordata, Mammalia, Rodentia, Muridae. Gene Ontology annotation, cellular component: MLL1 complex; nucleus. The record is from RefSeq and is a predicted model, not a curated record. Bases 168 to 2897 code for a protein of 909 amino acids. The transcript has 15 exons.
AAGGAGACGCGGCCGCGUGAGGACGAGGCGAUUUGAAAACACGCUCUGAGAGAGAGCGAAAAGCCUGCGGCCGGCGGUACGCGGCGUGGUCCCUCGGGGUUUGGCGCUCGCUCGCUCUCCGCCUUGUCUCCGCGGCCCGGAUCCGUCCGGGCUCUCAGCACUCAAGAAUGACCAAAAAGAGGAAACGCCAAGAUGAUUUUCAGAAAGUAAAACUGAAAGUUGGUAAAAAGAAGCCCAAGUUAGAAAAUGCUACGGCUACAAACUUUAAGACCAAGGCUAUCCAUUUGCCUGAACAACUUAAAGAGGAUAGAACACUUCCAACCAACAAUAGAAAACUUAACAUAAAGGAUUUGCUGUCACAGAUGCAUCACUAUAAUGCCGGUGUUAAACAAAGUGCUCUUGUCGGACUUAAAGAUCUUUUCUCUCAGUACCCAUUUAUAAUUGAUGCACACCUUUCAAACAUAAUAAGUGAGGUGACUGCUGUGUUUACAGAUAGAGAUGCUAAUGUACGGUUAGCAGCAGUUCAGCUGCUUCAAUUCCUGGCCCCCAAAAUACGACCUGAACAAAUUUCUCCAUUUUUUCCUUUGGUAAGUGCCCAUCUCUCUAGUGCCAUGACUCACAUUACUGAAGCAAUUCAGGAGGACUCUUUGAAAGUUUUGGACGUUCUGCUGGAGCAUUACCCUGCUCUCAUUACUGCCCGUAGCAAUAUAUUGCUUAAGAAUUUUGUAGAGCUCAUUUCUCAUCAGCAGCUGUCCAAAGGACUGCUAAAUAGAGACAGGUCCCAGCCCUGGAUACUUUCUGUAAACCCUAAUCGGAGAGUCACUUCUCAGCAAUGGAGGCUCAAAGUCUUAGCAAGACUCAGUAAAUUCCUUCAGGCCUUGGCAGAUGGAUCCAGUAGGUUGAGAGAAAGUGAAGGACUUCAGGAACAAAAAGAAACUCCCCAUGCCACUAGCAACUCCAUUUUUAUCAACUGGAAGGAUCAUGCCAACGACCAGCAACAGAUCCAGGUUUAUGAAAAUGGGGGUUCACAGCCAAAUGUCAGUUCACAGUUCAGGCUACGGUACUUGGUGGGAACACUAGGCGCUGUGGAUGAAGACCUGUCGUCCCCUGAAAAUCUGAAAGGAUUCAUUGAGAUAAUAAUUCCAUUGCUAAUUGAAUGCUGGAUUGAAGCUUUACCUCCACAACUGACUGCUUCUGUUGGACAUGGUGUAGAGCGAGAGCCGCUACAGGUUAUGCAGCAAGUCCUGAAUGUUAUUUCCCUGUUGUGGAAACUCUCAAAGCUUCAGGAUGAAACCCAUACGUUGGAGUCAUGGCUUCGAAAGAAUUAUCUUACUGAUUUCAAACAUCAUUUUAUGAGUCAUUUUCCAUAUGCCUUAAAAGAAAUAACCAAGCAACGAAAGAAAGAGACAAAUAAAAGCAUCAAGCAUUGCACAGUUCUCUCCAAUAAUGUAGAUCAUCUUCUAUUGAACUUAACGCUGUCUGAUAUCAUGGUCUCACUGGCAAAUGCCUCAACUUUGAAGAAUGAUUCCAGUUGGAUAGAGACAAUAAGGAAAUUUGUGACGGAGACCCUUAAAGGUGGUGUUAGGCUGAACAGUAAACAGCUGAACAGAUUGCUUGGAGUCUCUUGGAGAUUAAUUCAGAUGCAGCCAAACAGAGAGGCUACGGAGAGUCUCAUUAAGGCAGUUUAUGCACUGUAUCAACAGAGGGGCCUGCUUCUUCCAGUCAGGACCUUGUUAAUCAAGUUUUUCAGUAAAAUCUAUCAGAAAGAAGAACUGAGAUCUUACAGAGUGAGAUACCGAAGCAGAGUGCUAUCCCGUUGGCUGGCUGGCCUGCCGUUGCAGCUGUCUCACCUUGGCUCCCGAAACCCCGAGCUGUCCACACAGCUAAUUGAUAUCAUUCAUACUGCAGCAUCACAAGCAAAUAAGGACUUACUGAAAAGCUUACAAGCCGCUGCUUUACGAAUUUAUGAUCCUCAAGAAGGCGCUGUGGUCGUUCUUCCUGCAGAGUCUCAGCAACGUUUGGUUCAGCUUUUGUAUUUUCUACCCACUCUGCCUGCUGAUUUGCUUUCUCGGUUAAGUCGGUGCUGCAUUAUGGGAAGACUGGGUUCAAGUUUGGCUGGCACACUUAUUGGGAUACUGUACAUGAGAUCUUCCUUUUCUGGAUGGAGCCACUCGGUUAAUGACUGCUUAAUCACUGAUGCAGACUAUCUCAGCUUCUUAUUUUCCAUAGUUACAGGGUUUUCAAAAGAGGAGUUGGCCUGGCUUCAGAACCUUCGAGGAGUUCCUCAUGUCAUCCAGACAUCGCUUUCCCCCGUGCUUCUGUACCUUACAGACUUGGACCAGUUUUUACACCAUUGGGAUAUAACAGAGACUGCCAUCAGUAAGCAUUUGGUUGGGUUGACCGUAAUUCCUGACAGCACAGCUGGCUGUAUAUUUGGAGUGAUGUGUAAGCUUCUGGAUCAUACAUGUGUAGUUAGUGACAGUCUCCUGCCAUUCCUGGCUUCUUGCUGCUACAGCCUUCUUUAUUUUCUGCUUACUCUAGAGAAAGGGGAAGCAGAACAUCUGAAAAAGAGGGACAAGUUGUGGGGGGUUUGUGUCUCCAUCCUAGCUCUCCUGCCUCGAGUCCUCCGGUUGAUGCUGCAGAGCCUACGGGUGAACAGAGCUUCUCCUGAGGAGCUGCCUGUUGUGGGCCAGCUGCUUCGCCUGCUGCUUCAGCACGUGCCACUUAGGUCGCACAUGCUGACUAAUGCCAUCAUAGUGCAGCAGAUUAUCAAGAAUAUCACGACUUUGAAGAGUGGCAGUGUUCAGGAGCAGUGGCUUACAGACUUACAUUACUGCUUCAGCGUGUACAUCAGUGGCCAUCCCCAGGGGCCUAGUAUAUUGAAUGCAUUGUAUUAAAAAAGCACAUGGUACCUCCUGUUUGAAACUGUUCAUGCAUAUCCAUUUAUUUUGAAGAGAGACUGAUGUAAUAGAUGUUUGUCAUUAAAGCUAAACUUUUAAAGAAGUUGUUCAUG